GAACUAGAUGCACACACAUAUCUAGCUGAGUGUGCACGGUCCUCCCUCGUCCCUCCCCUCGGCUGUCUCUGCCCACUCCUCCGCCAUGCACUGACCCAGACUCCGCUGCGCUUCAUCAUCCUCAUCGUCAUCGCGAACAAUAGAGCGAGCUGCAGGCCUGACCGCACGCGCGAUACAGCGAUGCUCAGCGGCGUCUGAAGCGCACGGAACACACGCGGCAUCGCUUCAGACUCGAGCACUCGGAGAAGAUGGCGAACGACUCUCCGGCGAAGAGCCUGGUGGACAUCGACCUCGCCUCUCUGCGGGACCCUGCUGGUAUUUUUGAGCUGGUGGAAGUGGUGGGCAAUGGCACCUACGGACAAGUGUACAAGGGUCGACAUGUCAAAACCGGGCAGCUGGCGGCCAUCAAAGUCAUGGACGUGACUGAAGAUGAAGAAGAGGAGAUUAAGCUGGAGAUUAACAUGCUGAAGAAAUACUCUCAUCACAGAAACAUCGCCACGUAUUACGGCGCCUUCAUCAAGAAGAGUCCUCCAGGACACGACGACCAGCUGUGGCUGGUGAUGGAGUUUUGUGGAGCCGGUUCGAUCACAGAUCUUGUGAAGAACACUAAAGGGAAUUCCCUGAAGGAAGAAUGGAUCGCAUACAUCUCCAGAGAAAUCCUCAGGGGUUUGGCUCACCUGCACGCUCAUCACGUCAUCCACAGAGACAUCAAGGGCCAGAACGUGCUUCUGACGGAGAACGCCGAGGUCAAGCUAGUGGACUUCGGCGUCAGCGCUCAGCUGGAUCGAACCGUGGGCCGCAGGAACACUUUCAUAGGGACGCCGUACUGGAUGGCUCCCGAGGUCAUCGCCUGCGACGAGAACCCAGACGCCACGUACGACUACAGGAGCGACCUGUGGUCCUGUGGGAUCACUGCCAUAGAGAUGGCCGAGGGCGCUCCUCCAUUGUGCGAUAUGCAUCCCAUGCGAGCGCUCUUUCUCAUACCCAGAAAUCCUCCGCCCAGACUCAAGUCCAAGAAAUGGUCUAAGAAGUUCUUCAGCUUCAUCGAGGGCUGUCUGGUGAAGAACUACACGCAGCGGCCGCCCACCGAUCAGCUGCUGAAGCACCCCUUCAUCAGAGACCAGCCCAACGAGCGGCAGGUGCGCAUCCAGCUCAAAGACCACCUGGACCGCUGCCGCAAAAAGCGUGGAGAGAGAGACGAGACCGAGUACGAGUACAGCGGCAGCGAGGAAGAGGAGGAGGAGGCUCAGGAGCAGGAGGGAGAGCCCAGCUCUAUCGUGAACGUGCCGGGCGAGUCGACUCUGCGGCGGGACUUCAUCCGUCUGCAGCAGGAGAAUAAGGAGCGCUCGGAGGCCCUGAGACGCCAGCAGCUCCUUCAGGAGCAGCAGCUCCGUGAGCAGGAGGAGUACAAGCGGCAGCUACUGGCCGAGCGACAGAAGCGCAUCGAGCAGCAGAAGGAGCAGAGGAGGCGUCUGGAGGAGCAACAGAGACGCGAGCGCGAGAUGAGGAGGCAGCAGGAGCGAGAGCAGAGGAGGGAAGAGCAGGAGGAGAAGAGACGCCUGGAGGAGAUGGAGAGGAGGCGCAAAGAGGAGGAGGAGCGCCGAAGGGCAGAGGAGGAGAAGAGGAGGGCUGACCGCGAGCAGGAGUACAUCCGCCGGCAGCUGGAGGAGGAGCAGAGGCACCUGGAGAUCCUGCAGCAGCAGCUGCUUCACGAGCAGGCCAUGCUCCUGGUGGACGAGCGUCACCGCAGGAGCGUGCAGGGCUCGCCUCAGACCGCAGUCCUGCAGAAGCAGCCUCCAGCCGUGCCACCGCGAUCAUCAGAGCCCUUCUCCAACGGCAGCAGCAGCAGUGACCCGCAGUGUGAUUGGCAGGAUCUGACGGCGCUGGCGAAGGAGCUGCGUGCGGUGGAGGACGUGCGGCCGCAGCACAAAGCCACGGACUACUCGUCCUCCAGCGAGGACUCGGGCACCACUGAUGACGAGGACGACGAGGAGGUGGAUCAGGAGGCGGGAGAGGAGUCGACGUCUGGCCCCGAGGACUCCCGUGCCGGCUCAUCCAGACUCAGUAAUGGAGAGACGGAAGCAGCUAAGACCAUGGUUGUCCAAGACAACGACGCCUCCUCUACUCCAUGCAAAGACAGCACGCUGAUCAUGAGACAGUUCCAGAGAGCAGGGCCUGUGACAGUGCUGGGAUCAGGCUGGAGUCCCAGUCCUGUAGAGAUUGGGCAGAGGAACUGCAUUAGGGGCCUGCCCGACCUGCUCCAGCAGUCCUCCUCGGCUCCCAGCAGCCCUGCCCUGUCCCCCCUCAGUCCCUUGGACAGAGUCCCGUGCCUAGCAGAGACUCCCACCGUGCCGAAGCACAAGUCUUCCUCGUCUUUCACGCCCUUCAUUGACCCGCGUCUCCUGCAGGUCUCUCCAUCCACCGGCAGCGCGCUCAAUAAUGCUGGUUACAGUAAUGAUGCUCGACUGCAGGAGGCUCUGCGGCAGGACGCGUCUCGUAAAGGAUCGGUGGUCAACGUCAACCCUGUCAACACACGGCCCCAGAACGACACGCCAGAGAUCCGCAAGUACAAGAAGAGGUUCAAUUCAGAGAUCCUGUGCGCUGCGCUCUGGGGAGUGAAUCUGCUGGUGGGCACAGAGAGCGGCCUCAUGCUGCUGGAUCGCAGCGGUCAGGGCAAGGUCUACCCGCUCAUCAGCCGCAGACGCUUCCAGCAGAUGGACGUUCUGGAGGGACUCAAUGUGCUGGUGACCAUAUCAGGGAAGAAGAAUAAAUUGCGUGUGUACUAUCUGUCCUGGCUGAGGAACAAGAUCCUCCAUAAUGAUCCUGAGGUGGAGAAGAAGCAGGGCUGGACCACCGUAGGAGACCUCGAGGGCUGUGUGCACUACAACGUUGUGAAGUACGAGAGGAUCAAGUUCUUGGUUCUGGCUCUGAAGAAUUCAGUCGAGGUGUACGCCUGGGCUCCCAAACCCUACCAUAAGUUCAUGGCUUUCAAGUCCUUCGGUGAUCUGGUGCACAAGCCGCUGCUGGUUGACCUCACGGUUGAAGAAGGCCAAAGGUUAAAGGUCAUCUACGGGUCCUGCUCUGGCUUUCAUGCCGUGGAUGUGGACUCGGGAGCCGUCUACGACAUCUAUCUGCCGACUCACAUCCAGAGCAGCAUCCAGUCGCACGCCAUCAUCAUCCUGCCCAACACGGACGGCAUCGAGCUGCUGGUGUGCUACGAGGACGAGGGCGUGUAUGUCAACACCUACGGCCGCAUCACUAAAGACGUGGUGCUGCAGUGGGGCGAGAUGCCCACCUCCGUCGCGUAUAUCCGCUCUAACCAGAUCAUGGGCUGGGGAGAGAAGGCCAUAGAGAUCCGCUCGGUGGAAACAGGCCACCUGGAUGGAGUUUUCAUGCAUAAAAGAGCACAGCGACUCAAGUUUCUGUGUGAGAGGAAUGACAAGGUGUUCUUCGCCUCGGUGCGCUCCGGCGGCUCCAGUCAGGUGUACUUCAUGACGCUGGGACGCACCUCUCUGCUCAGCUGGUGAAGAAGCGUCGGGGUUCUGGCCGCUGGAGGACUGACAAACACACUGAUGAUGCAGCCUGCUGCAUGAGGGACGGCUCGAGUGUCUACAGUAUUAUUGCUAGUCUGUGUAAAUGUCUUUCUCUAGAGUUUAAUCAAACCUGACUGCUGAGAGGAGUGCUGCUGUCGUGUCUCUCACUCACACAAUGGUGAAACGCUCAAUGGCUUUGUUUUGUCAUGUAUUUUUUAUUUAUGGCUUGUAUUUAUUUCUAGGGUUUUGUUUUUCUGAGCAGUAAUGUGGAGGGUUCCUGAGAGCUUGCUUUGUGUGGAGCGUCUGAUGAAGUGCACCGCUGCGUCAGCUUCAGUUCUGCUUCCGGCUCAUCAAACACAUGGAUUCAGAUCAAUUACUCUGUUUAAUGAAGACUGUCCGGUGGCUCUCUGUUGCCUCUCUUUCAUCAUCUUGUCUGCUC
Sinocyclocheilus anshuiensis is the source of this 3972-nucleotide messenger RNA. RefSeq names its product mitogen-activated protein kinase kinase kinase kinase 4-like. Gene Ontology annotation, molecular function: protein kinase activity; ATP binding. Gene Ontology annotation, cellular component: cytosol. Gene Ontology annotation, biological process: protein phosphorylation. The transcript is spliced from 27 exons. NCBI's taxonomy places the organism in Eukaryota, Metazoa, Chordata, Actinopteri, Cypriniformes, Cyprinidae. Bases 249 to 3527 code for a protein of 1092 amino acids. The record is from RefSeq and is a predicted model, not a curated record.